This is a messenger RNA of Papaver somniferum (opium poppy), 852 nucleotides long. RefSeq names its product protein FAR-RED IMPAIRED RESPONSE 1-like. Bases 1 to 852 code for a protein of 283 amino acids. The record is from RefSeq and is a predicted model, not a curated record. The transcript is spliced from 4 exons. Lineage: Eukaryota; Viridiplantae; Streptophyta; Magnoliopsida; Ranunculales; Papaveraceae.
AUGGAGAAUCUUUGUAGGCAAAAGGAAAGGGUUUAUGUAAUUCAAUUCAAAAAUCGUUCCAAUCAAGAGAACUUCGAUGACAAGUCUGAUUUCAUCGCUACCAAAGGAGAUGGAGGUGGACCAAAAGAUCCCCCAACUUGCUCAGUUAAGAAGAACAUUCUAGGAGAGAUAAGAAGCUACACAUUUACUUGUGCUAGAGCGGGUAAAUGUGAUAACACCGGUGAGAAACCAUUAGACCCACAAGUUACUACUAAAUGUCAAUUCCCAGCUAGGAUAAUGAUACGACUAGAUACUUUAGUUGGGUAUGUGAUUAGCAAGGUUGACUUGGUUUAUAAUCAUCCACUAAACCCUGAUGAUUCUAGAUUUUUUCGUUGUAAUCGGUAUAUUAGCGCCCAUGUAAUGAAUCAGAUUGAUCUAUUUGAUAGAGCAGGUGUUAGGGUGAACAAAGUCUAUAAUAUAUGCAGAAAUGAACAUGGUGGUCCUGAGAAUAUGACUUGUACACCAAAAGAUUGCAUAAAUAUGGUUGAUAAACUAAGGCGUAUAAGGCUUGAGGAAGGAGAUGCUGCUGCAAUUCUUAAAUAUUUUGCAAACAUGAGUAUGCAAAAUUCGGGUUUCUAUUAUAAGGUGGAUUUAGAUAAUGAUGGUUACUUGGAUAAGGUGUUUUGGGCAGAUGGUAGGUAUAGAGAAGCAUAUAAGGAAUUCGGCGAGGUUAUUUCAUUUGACACUACAUACUUGGUGAACAAGUAUAAUAUGCCUUUUGCUCCGUUUGUCGGGGUAAAUCAUCAUGGACAGUCAAUAUUAUUUGGGUGUGGGUUGGUUUCACAUGAAGAUAAAGAUUCGUUUGCGUGGUAA